Molecule: messenger RNA, 1293 nt
Organism: Hippopotamus amphibius kiboko
Lineage: Eukaryota; Metazoa; Chordata; Mammalia; Artiodactyla; Hippopotamidae
Product: membrane cofactor protein-like
Exons: 9
Coding region: 1-1293 (430 amino acids)
Biological process (GO): negative regulation of complement activation, classical pathway
Source: RefSeq, a predicted model, not a curated record
AUGGGGGCUCCUGGAACCAAUCCCAUGCGGACACUGAGGGCAACUGUGUCUUACAAAUGUAACCUCCACCCAGACAGAGAGAUGACCGUCAGCCUCACUGGGGAAGGCACCACCCGCUGCACCAGUGACAGUCAGGGAAACAGGGUUUGGAGCAGCCCUUCCCUGCACUGUGAACUUUCUUGUCCUACUGGUCAGUGCACAUUUCCCCAUGCCCGAGAAGGAUCAGUCUGCACACUGAGGAGUCAGAGACAGUCAGGGUGCAAGCGGGAGGUGCAAAGCUCCCCGCGCACAGGGAGGGUUAGACCCGCACCAGGGCCACGCCCCGCUCCUCCAGGCCUAAGCGCCGCCCCGGAGCCGAGUCCCCGCCUUGCCGCCCGCCCAAUUGCCUCGCCAAGCCCUCACUUCCGCCCCUGGCGCGGCCCAGGCCACGCCCACCUGCGUGACAGCACUUGGCACUGUGAGCCUGGAGAGAGUGUGCGCCCUGGCGGCGAAUUAGUGCCCAAGGAGGAGGCUUGGUGGGCACUGAGCGAUGCCUGUGGUGAUCCACCGAAAUUUGAAACUAUGAGGCUUCAGGGUGCCCCUAAAUCCAAUUAUAGGUCUGGGGACAGUAUAGAAUAUGAAUGUCGCCUAGGUUUCCAGCCCAUGGCUCCUCCUCUUCCCACCUCUGCUGUUUGUCAGGAUGAUAAUACAUGGUUACCUCUCCAGGAGGCCUGUGCAAGAAAAUCAUGUCCUAAUCUAAAAGAUCCUGUAAAUGGCCAAAUUAACUAUGUAAAUGGAAGUAGUCUGUUUGGUUCACAGGCUCACUUUGUUUGUAAUGAGGGUUAUUACAUGGUUGGAUCAAGAAUUCUAUACUGUGACAUUAUUGGUAAUAAUGUGAACUGGGAUGAUAAUCCUCCAGUAUGUGAAAGGAUUUUGUGUUUAGAACCUAAAAACAUAACAAAUGGAAGAUUCGCCAAUUACAAGGAGGAAUAUGAAUAUAAUGAAACAGUAACUUAUAGCUGUGAUCCUUCAGAUGGACCAGAUGAAUACUCACUUGUUGGAGAGAGAGUGCUUGUUUGUGUUUAUAGUGACAGAUGGAGUAGUGACCCUCCUCAGUGUAAAGUGGUGAAAUGUGAAUAUCCAGUUGUCGAACAUGGAAUGAUAGUAUCAGGAGUUAGAAAAAAAUUUUACUACAAAGCACAAGUUGUAUUUGAAUGUAACCAAGGUUUUUACCUUCAUGGCAACAACACAAUUGUCUGUGGCGCAAACAGUACUUGGGAGCCUGAGAUACCAAUGUGUACUAAAGGAACUUAG